Messenger RNA from Triticum aestivum (bread wheat), 4262 nucleotides. RefSeq names its product cytochrome P450 714C3. The transcript has 6 exons. The coding region runs from base 1495 to 3063 and encodes 522 amino acids. NCBI's taxonomy places the organism in Eukaryota, Viridiplantae, Streptophyta, Magnoliopsida, Poales, Poaceae. Gene Ontology annotation, molecular function: monooxygenase activity; oxidoreductase activity, acting on paired donors, with incorporation or reduction of molecular oxygen; heme binding. The record is from RefSeq and is a predicted model, not a curated record.
CUGAUUGAGAGAGAUAUCUCGAGCAGGCCCACUUCCGCUAUGCUUUUCUCCAAGUCCCAAACCCAGUCUCACCUCACUCCGUCCGUCCGUCCGUCCGGCGUCGUCUUCCUCCGCCAGCGCCGCCGCUCCAUCUGCGAUUCCUCAUCGGCGUCGCCGUUCUUAGUUGCUCCCGUCAUCUUGCCACAUGCUGGAUUAAUCCCCAUUGCUUCUUCUCGUCGGCGCGGUGCUCGCAAUCGACGGAGUCGGCAGUCUAGCAACGACGCGUUCCUGGCCGGCACCGCCAGUCAACCAGAUGUUCAUUUCGUACCUUUUGCUGUGGGUAACUUCGAAGCUUCAGCUAUUUGCAGUGAGGGAUUAUAAGAGGACUGAUGCAUUCCCACAGCAGCUCUGCUCAUCAACCUGAUGACGAUUUUUUUAGAUAUCCAGUUUAUUUUCCUGGUUUCUUGCUCUUCCUUGAUUCCAUCUUAGCUAUCGAGUCUGAAGUCACACUUGCAGUCUGAUUUUAUAGACAUUCUCCUAGUUGAUACACCAUCUUCAGGUUCCUGCUCAGGCAAUACGCUUUGGCGAAUGUGGCGUGAUUACUGCAGAGUACAGAGGCUGCAUGCUGCGAUUGGCGUCAACUGCUUCAUAGAAAUCAGACUCUUCCCAACUGCACAUCAUAGGGUGCGUUGACCCAGUCUGGUCUGCAAUCUUUGUCGUGCUUCCGAGGUAUCUGGCAUCGGUUGUGAUGCAGCCUUGGUGCUUUGUGUCCUGCCUCUUCGCCACUAAUGGCUUGAGUUUGGACAAGGCGAACUGUGUGCCAUUGUAGACUUGUAGUCAUGGUGGGUGUGGUUUCUAACCUCUUGGUUUAGCAUUAUAUGCUAAAAGGCGUCGUGUCCCCUCUUCUUCUAUGCUAUUGAUAUACCUCUCCGUGGUGGAUUGUUGAAAAAAAAAUGUUUAUUGAGAUACAAGCUAAAAUGAAAUUUGAUCGUUUUUUUUCUAGAAAAAAAGCUAAUUUGAUCCGUGGACAGAACGCGAUUGCUGCUGGUGUUGUCUCUGUAAAAAUCUUGAUACAGGGUUUUCAAACUUUUUUGAGUUCACCCAUCUGGGUGUUCUUGUUACUGAGUUCAGUCACCUUUUCUCCCCACCACUUUGCACAGUUCAGCAGAGGAUGAGCUGCACCAUUAUUAAUGAACUCUGCAAGAGUCCAUUCUUUUAGGUAAUAAUGUUUUUUUAGUGUACUAUUAUUUUGUGAUCAGGUAUAAGUUUGCCUCCUUUGUUUAAAAGUAUACUUUGCAGCUAAGCCGAAAGCCUAUCAAUUAAUAUAUAAAAACCUCAACUUGGCAGAAUAUUGUCAGUAAAUGCCAAGAUCAGAAAGCACAAUAAUAAAGAAUCAGAAACUGAAGAAGACAAAAACAGCAUUAAUAUCCUAGAGUUGUAAAACGGAUGAGAAUCUUGUGGAUUACAUAGUGUACUCCUUGACAAGAAGUCCUCCCUCUUUCCUCACUCUGUGCCAUGGGGAAACUUCAUCUGCUAGCUCUGCUUCUUCCUGUACUUCUUGGGUUAUCUCUGUUGUACAUCUGUGAGAUACUAUGGCUGAGGCCAGAGAGGAUAAGAAAGAAACUAAGGAAGCAAGGUGUGAGGGGUCCCAGGCCUACUUUGCUCUAUGGCAACACCCAGGAGAUAAAGAGGAUCCGACAAGAGGCAUUGCCUGCGCAGAAGCAAGACACCAGUAACUACAUGUCCACCCUCUUCCCCCACUUCAUGAUCUGGAGGGAAACAUAUGGGUCGGUAUUCCUCUACUCAACAGGAGCGGUGGAGGUUCUGUAUGUUUCUGACCCUGGCAUGGUCAAGGACAUGAGCCACUGCACAUCAUUUGAGCUCGGGAAGCCUAUUUUUAUACAGAAAUCUCGCAAAGCGCUCUUUGGUGAAGGCAUCUUGGUGGCAAAUGGCGAUAUAUGGGCCUAUCAGAGAAAGAACAUUGCACAAGAGUUCUUCAUGGAGAACAUUAAGGUCAUGAUAGAACUAAUAGUGGAGGCUUCUGCCCCACUGCUAGAAGUAUGGGAUAGUAUGCUUGACGACACGGGAGGGAGUAGAGAGAUAGAUGUGGAUGGUUAUUUGCGGAGUUUUUCGGCGGAUGUAAUAGCCAGGACAUGUUUUGGCAGCGAUUUCGCAACAGGGGAAGAAAUAUUCUACAAGCUCAGGCAGCUUCAGAAGGCGAUUUCUCAGCAAGAUGCACUUGUUGGAUUAUCCACAGUGUGGAAGAGUUUGCCGACCAAGGCCAAUCGAGAGAUACAAAAGCUGGAGCAAGAAGUUCGGUUACUCAUCCUCAAUGUCACAAAGGAACACAGCCGUGGCAGCAGCAACGAAGACGACGAUUGCAUAAAGACUAAACACAAUGGCCUUCUGCGCUCGAUUGUCAACAGUGCUCGCCAUUGUCCGGCCAGCUACCGUGGUAGCGCCGAGGACUACAUCGUUGACAACUGCAAGAGCAUCUACUUUGCUGGGCACGAGACUACGGCCGUCACCGUCACCUGGUGCCUGAUGUUGCUGGCCACACACCCGGCGUGGCAGGACCGUGCCCGUGCCGAGGCUCUAGAGGUGUGCCGUGGAGGCACAGAGCUCGACGUCGACGUCCUCCGGCGACUGAAAACGAUCACCAUGGUGAUCCAGGAGACUCUCCGGCUGUACCCUCCGGGGUCAUUGAUUAUGCGCGAAGCGCUGAAGGACUUCAAGUUCGGUGGGCUCGACAUCCCGCGUGGAACGAUCAUUCAGACAGCCAUCCCGAUGCUGCACCUCGACAAGGAUGUUUGGGGCCAGGAUGCCGGCGAGUUUCAGCCUGAUCGGUUUGCGAAUGGCGCCGCCGCGGCGUGCGAGCCGUCACACAUGUACCUGCCGUUCGGGCACGGACCCAGAAUUUGUGCUGGGCAGAACCUGGCGAUGAUGGAGCUGAAGGUGGUGCUCGUGCGCCUGCUGACCAAGUUCUCCUUCUCACGGUCGCCGGGGUACCGGCACGCGCCGCUGUUCCGGCUCACCAUCGAGCCUGGGUUCGGCAUGCCUCUUGUCGUCACGAAGCUUCCAUGAUCUCUCUCACUGCCAUCUGUAGCAAGAAGGUGCCGCACCUGAUGAAAACAGUGACGCCGCCACUCCACUGUGUUUGUAAUCGGCAAAGCGUUGCUUUCGUCGGUACUUUGUGCGGUGCAAGAUUCAGUAAGGUCAGAAAACAUUGACAAAGCAAGGUAUGGUUAUUGAUGACAUGGUACCCGUAUCUCCCCCAAAUGAUAUUUCUGUUGUCAGAAACCAAUUCUUUGCUCAAACUGAACUAUUAUUUUUAUUUCUAACAAUUUUUUUUUGGAAAAGAGGGGUUUCCUCGGGCUCCAUUUUAAUUAUAAAACGUAGCCGACAACAAUUGUAGCGCUCAGGUCGGACCCAGAGAUCGAACCAAGGCCAGGUUCAAAUUAUCCGUACUGAUUGUGCCGACUCGCAAGGAGCUUACAUUGAUGUAAGUGCCCGGCCCUGAAUUUCCCUGGGAUGCAGUUGACAUUUCUGCAGACACUUUCGAAUAGUAGCCCUGAUCCUUCUCAUUUUGAAAGUGAUCAGGGAGGAACGCACUGCAAAAGGUCUAUUGCCCCUAGCCCAUCAUCCAUUUGAAACAAUCUCUCUUACCUCUCAAUCUCAAGCCCAUGACUCUCAAACUUGAAGAGUUUGCUCUUGGGUGUUUCCUUGUUGAAAUCUACUGCCAUGAGGGUGUGGUCAGAAGUUGUUGUUGCAGUUGUCGUGGCUGUAGAAGGAAGAAAUCUCAGAUUCCAGUCAGCGUUAACUAAAAUCCUGUCCAACUUUACUGGUGUUGGCUCACGUCUCUCAUUCGACCAUGUGAAGCUACGGUUAAUCCAUCGCAUGGUCUCUGAUCCAGCGGUUGAAGCUCUCCAUCACAGCCCAAUUAAUAGGACCCCUAGACGUUUCAUGUGAAAAUCUGUACAUGUUGAUCCCCCAACGAAAUCCAGGGGCCGGUAAUACACGCAGCGGCCUGAUCCAGAGCUGGAAGAAAACACCUCUUUUGACCCAUCACAAGGAGCAGACAGUGAUGAGUGCAGCAGAACUGUUGUCUGUUGUUGGAGGCAGAGUGAAUUACUGACAGAUAUGCAGAUACUGUUCUUGGCCGCGAAGAUCUUGAGGCAGGCAUGGCAAUGACUGAGCGACAGAUUAGCCGGUAGUAUGAAGGAAGCCGCCUUCAGAAGAUCCAAAGAUCCAGCGUGUGUAGUAGCUUGCUUUCCUGCAGGCAU